This is a messenger RNA of Moneuplotes crassus, 1055 nucleotides long. The record is from the annotation of a GenBank genome assembly. Lineage: Eukaryota; Ciliophora; Spirotrichea; Euplotida; Euplotidae.
CUAUUAGAAAUUCAACUCAAACGUUGAUGAUUUCACCUGAGAUUGAAGAUAAUGCAAAUAAAGCUUACUUUGGGGCAACACAAAGGACACAUUUCUUUAAGAAUCAGAAUAGUUGCUCUAGUCCAGCAAUUUUCUCCCCUGAUGUUUAGAGAUGGGAUUAUUGAUCUUUCAGAAGGAUCGAGUCCGAAUCUAGGAGCUCCUGAUCUACAGCCCCUUAAUAAAAUCAAUCCUAGCCCAGGUCCUUUGUCUGAAAACAACUUGAACCAAGAAGAGCUUUCUUCCAAAGCCAAACAAGAGUAUUUAGCAAAACUAAGGAAGAAGAACAUCAAGGAGAUCUUUAAAUAAAAAUGUAAAGAAAGUAAUGAUCCUCAACUCUAUCAGAAGAGGUAAAGAAAUCAUAAUGCAAACAACAUCGGAAGAUGACAAGACAUUUCAUAAAGUACGAAAUCUCAUGAACAGGAGAAGUAAGGCUAAGAUCUCAAAGUUGAAGAAAACUAUUAAGAAGUCAGCUCACCUGGAUAUGGGAGAUCUGGAGAUGGUAAAAUUCCCCAGUUAUUUCAAACAUGUUGCGAACAAAUACCUCUCUUCAGAGUUUAAGUCAGCCACUAUUGAUAAGUCCAGGCUUGACUCGGUGAUAUCAAGAAGGUCUGGAAUGACUAAAAACCAGAGUAAACUCCCAAUGAUCAGGAGCACAGGCCAAGGUAUAAAAGCAGAGCCCAAGGUUAGAACUGUGUUUAGUGAAAUUAGAACAGUCGAGAACUCAUGGAAAACCCUGAAGUUAAAAUAACCCUUGCAGACCUGUUGAUGUCAUCAAGAAAAUAAUAUCCAAGACUAAAAGAGAGAAACAAAAGGAUAAGGAAUUUAAGAAUAAGCUUUUUGGUUCAACCAAACAGCAUCAAAUGUAUUACAAAAGUAGCAGGAAUAUCAACAAUAGUGACAGAGAGAAGUUCGAGGAGCUUGGCAAAGCAUAUAUGACCGAACAUUCAAGAUUCCACUACAAGAUAGAUGCCAUUGUGAACGAUGCUCAGAUCUAUAUCACUAACCUCAACGCAUAA